UUGCACUUUUGGUCCCCCAACUAUGGCCUUCCUGCGAAAAUCGUCCCUAAACUUCAAAAUUAGCAAAACUCGUCCCCCAACUAUACACACAGUUGCAAUUUUGGUAUUCCGUUAGCAUUCCGUCAGAAAUCUAACGUGAGAAGCUUACGUGGCUUACUCACGCGUUUCUCACGUGAUCAUUCAGGAGAGAGAGUGAUGAGUGGACAAACAUGUGAUUCUCACGUGACCUGCACCAAGCUAUAACGGUCAUCUCCUCCCCAUCUUCUUCUUCACCCGACCCACGAUCUGAAAGAUGGGUUUUUGAUUUCUUCUCUCUCCCUCUGAAUCACGGCCUGAAGAACGAAGAAGAAGGCUAUGCGAGCUCCUCCAAGCGAAGGGUGGAAGGAAAUGGGAGGUGGGUCUCAAAGUUCUGGCUCGUAUUCUUGUUCACAAAGGAGGAAGGGAGGUCCGAUUUGCGAUUGUGGUUUUCAGGCUCCACUCGUUACAUCCUGGACUGGUGACAACCCUGGGCGAAAAUUUUACGGAUGUGGACUGUUCAAGAUACAUGGCAAGAGAGGCUGCAGAUUCUUUGUUUGGUAUGAUGAAUAUCAUGGACUAGUAAAAUGUGAUAGGUUUGAUGAAGAAAUUGCAAGGGAGAAGAAAAUUAUUGGUAUACUGUUGAGGAAGAUUGAUGAUAUGAAGAAGAAGGAAAGGCUGUUGGAGAUUUCUUUGGGGACUUGUAUCGUUUUGAUGAUUCUGUUGGUGUUUGCUUAUGUAAACAAAUAGGGGGAUCGUUGGUGUUGGGAUAUGUAAUUUGUUGUAGUUGUUAUGUAUGAAAUUGAGAUUUUGAUGCAAUGUAAACCUGUGGUAUUUCAUGAAUGAAUUAGAAACCUGUGAUAUUUUAGCCAUCUCUUUAUGAUGCAAAGUAAACCUGUUGUAUUUUGAUGCAAGACUUUCAUUUGUCAUGCAACACACAAAGUUGAUUUGGCACUUAGACCUUCAAUU
This is a messenger RNA of Lotus japonicus, 984 nucleotides long. RefSeq lists its product as uncharacterized. The record is from RefSeq and is a predicted model, not a curated record. Gene Ontology annotation, molecular function: zinc ion binding. Bases 355 to 765 code for a protein of 136 amino acids. The transcript has 2 exons. NCBI's taxonomy places the organism in Eukaryota, Viridiplantae, Streptophyta, Magnoliopsida, Fabales, Fabaceae.